Molecule: messenger RNA, 4540 nt
Organism: Globicephala melas (long-finned pilot whale)
Lineage: Eukaryota; Metazoa; Chordata; Mammalia; Artiodactyla; Delphinidae
Gene: EPN2
Product: epsin 2
Biological process (GO): endocytosis
Cellular component (GO): clathrin vesicle coat; plasma membrane; endosome
Molecular function (GO): clathrin binding; phospholipid binding
Source: RefSeq, a predicted model, not a curated record
CCGGCCGCCAUGUUGGCUGGUGUGUGGGUGUCAAACGGAGCUGGAAGCGCCGGCGUCUCCGGUGGCUCCCCUCGCUCCCGCCUCCCCAACGCUACUGGCGGCCGCAGCCGCGCAUCCGGGUCGGCCCGGAGGAGCGCAGAGCACAGGCUCCGGACGGAUGCGCAGGCUCAGCGGCCAUGGCUCACAGGCCUAGCCACUCCGCUGGCUGUGGGAUCUUCCCGGACCGGGGCACGAACCCGUGUCCCCUGCAUCGGCAGGCGGACUCUCAACCACUGCGCCACCAGGGAAGCCCAAUAUCUGUCAUGGCUUCCAGCUUCUCGGACCUGAGGCUCCAACAGAGGAAAUGACCAUCAGGGACCCUGCUCCAGACCCAUUACGGAGACUGAACCUUCACGGGGUGCGAACCUGCCUGGGACAGGGAAGCUUCUCUCUUUGAAGGGCUUUACAUUUGUCACAGAGAAAGUAAAGAUGACGACUUCGUCUAUCAGACGGCAGAUGAAAAACAUCGUGAACAAUUACUCGGAAGCCGAAAUAAAAGUCCGGGAAGCCACCUCCAACGACCCGUGGGGCCCGUCCAGCUCCCUGAUGACGGAGAUCGCGGACCUGACCUACAACGUGGUGGCCUUCUCGGAGAUCAUGAGCAUGGUGUGGAAGCGGCUCAACGACCACGGCAAGAACUGGCGGCACGUGUACAAGGCGCUGACGCUGCUCGACUACCUCAUCAAGACGGGCUCGGAGCGCGUGGCCCAGCAGUGCCGUGAGAACAUCUUCGCCAUCCAGACCCUGAAGGACUUCCAGUACGUCGACCGCGACGGCAAGGACCAGGGCGUCAACGUGCGCGAGAAGGCCAAGCAGCUGGUGGCCCUGCUGAAGGACGAGGAGCGGCUGAAGGCCGAGCGGGCCCAGGCGCUCAAGACCAAGGAACGCAUGGCCCAGGUGGCCACCGGCAUGGGCAGCAGCCAGCUCACCUUCGGCCGGGGCUCCAGCCAGCCCAACCUGUCCACCAGCUACUCGGAGCAGGAGUACGGCAAGGCCGGGGGGUCGCCGGCCUCCUACCACGGCUCCACCUCCCCACGGGUGUCCUCAGAGCUGGAGCAGGCGCGGCCGCAAACGAGCGGGGAAGAGGAGCUGCAGCUGCAGCUGGCGCUGGCCAUGAGCAGAGAGGUGGCCGAGCAGGAAGAGCGCCUCAGGCGGGGAGAUGACCUCAGGUUGCAGAUGGCCUUGGAAGAAAGCCGCAGAGACACAGUUAAAUUUCCAAAAAAGAAAGAGCAUGGCUCCCACCCGCAGCAGACCACGCUGUUGGACCUGCUGGACGCUCUGCCCGGCGCGGGCCCUGCUGCCCCGAAGGCGGAGCCCUGGGGCCCUUCCGCUUCAGCCAGCCACACCAACCCCUGGGGUGCUCCGGCAGCCCCCGGCAGCACUUCGGACCCCUGGCCGUCAUUCGGUGCCAAGCCAGCCACCUCCGUCGACCCAUGGGGGGUGCCCACCGGAGCCGGCGCACGCUCCGUCCCCAAGGGCUCCGACCCCUGGGCCGCCCCGCAGCAGCCAGCCCCCAGUGCCGGGAAAGCCGCUGACCCCUGGGCUGCAGCGUCAGCCGCCAAGCCCGCGUCCCCCUCUGGGGCUUUUGAUCUCUUCAGUAAUUUGAAUGGUACAAUUAAAGAUGACUUUUCUGAAUUUGACAACCUCCGAACUUCAAAAAAAGCAGCCAAGGCGGCGUCUCCGCCGGCCCAGAACAGUGGAACUACCAGCCCCGACCCCUUUGAGUCCCAGCCCGCGACCGUGGCCUCAAGCAAGCCCAGCGGCACCCGGAAAACCCCCGAGUCCUUCCUGGGCCCCAACGCAGCCUUGGUGAACCUGGACUCGCUGGUGGCCAGGCCAGCCCCGCCGGCGCAGUCCCUCAACCCCUUCCUGGCCCCAGGUGCCGCCGCGGCCUCAGCCCCGGUCAACCCCUUCCAGGUGAACCAGCCGCAGCCGCUGACGCUGAACCAGCUGCGGGGGAGCCCGGUGCUGGGGAGCAGCACGUCCUUCGGGCCCGGCCCGGCUGUGGAGCCCGUGGCUGUGGCCUCCGUGACGUCCGCAGCCUCCCACCCAGCCCUGGGGGCUGGCGGCUCCUCCCUGCCACCGCUGGGCCCCGCUGCGGUGAACAUGGUGGGCAGCCUGGGCGUCCCCCCGUCAGCAGCUCAGGCCACCGGCACAACCAACCCGUUCCUCCUCUAGUGUCCCCCCCCGGGACCCGCCGCAGAGCAUCCGUGCCGAGGACGCCAGGCAGGGGCUCUCGCCUGUGGAAUGGGGUCUGAGAGUGGGGUGGGUGUGCAGAGGGUGUCUUUGCGGCCCUGGCCCUCAGCCUGAGGGUCGAGAGGUGGCGGGCUUAUUGAGGCGUCAUCACGCGGCACGUGGGUCCCCGAGCCUGUGUCGGGCGGGAGGACCCCUGACCCAGCCUGGCCGCAGGCCCGGCCCCCGUGGAGAUCCGCCAGCCCUCGGGGGCCUUGGGUGAGGAGGCGGCAGUGCUCGGUGCUGGCCCAGCCUCAGCCCCGGGCUUCUGGGAGCCCCCCUGCCCAGGACCCGGCCCCCACCCUCAGCCCUGGCGCCCCCCCCGGGCGUGGACGGGGUGGAGUGCGGGCUCCCUCAGACACUGACCUUUGGGGGACGCGGUUGUGCGUAUUUUACUUUUCUUUGACUCGUGUGUGAGUUCAAAGUAAAUGGCGCCACCGUGGAACAACUCUUGACUUAAACCCACUAGAGCAAGCUUUAAACUAGCCUGAGCGUAACCCCGCCACGUGCCCCAUGCUUGUACGCGUUCACACAGACUUUGUUUAGUACAGUUUCGUAUUUGUUUGCAGAAUUAUCGAAUAGUCUUUUUGGCUAAUAUUUUUAUAACGUCGUUCUUAUUUAACUGUCUAGUUUUGAUAGAAUUUGCCAGGUCUGGCUGGGUUAAGAUAUUGGCCGCGUCACGUUAGUGGUGUAACUCCUCUUAUUUAUGGUUUUAACUCUGUAAGAAAGUUUAAAUAGGAAGAGACAAAAAAUGCCUUAUGGAAAAACUAAAGCAAAUUCUUUAUAGGAAAACAUAUGGGAAUUUGAUUAUGCAUAAAAGAUGUUUAUUUAAAAGGAAAAGAAAACUACAACAGUAACAAAAUCGUAGCCUCCAGUUGCCUUUCCCUUUAACUCCUUUUCCUGGUGGAUUACCAAACCGUUGACUUUCAGCCUUUUUGGCUAGAUCCUAAGAGAGAGGCUAUUUUUCUUACUGAUGAAGCAACGUGAAGAAAGUUAAAGACAAAAAAAAUCUAACAUAUGAAUGUGACUCACCAGGUUUUAUCAGCUAACUCCUUUCUGUGACUGAAGGCAUGCAGUUAACAAGACUUCGUUUACAGUGGGAACGUGGGAAGGAGAGGCUUCUGGAACCCUGUGUCUGUGACCCCCUCUGUCUUACUCCACACUCAGGGUAGAGGUGGGGACAGCGGCGGGGGCGGCAUGUCGGGGGCAGCCCAGGCUGACAGGGGGAGGGCCCAGGGCUGGCCCCGACCUACGCACCCGCCCUCCAGACACCCGUUGCAACGUAGAAGUAAUCAUCUCUUACUUGGCAGAGGAAAAAAAAUCAUUCUCACCCAGAAGAGAUUUUUAGCGAACGUGCACUAAUCUUACCUCCCUCUCCCCUGCUCUCCUCACCCCGCCCACCACUAUAAAAAAGUAUUAGGGAAGUCACAGAUGAAAGACCAGAAGAGACUGGCUUCUCCCCAGAGCAGGGCCAUUCCCCCCGAGUCCUGUCUGUUUGGUCAGCCGGCCUGGCGGGCACCUCAGUCUCACUCUACGUGGCGGACGUCUCACCUCUAGCACCAAGGGCAGCUGACAGCUGAGGGUCUCUCUCCUGGGGGGAUGGGGCCCCUCCCCCCUCUCUGGUUCCAGGAGCUCUGACCCUUGGCGCUGGGCACGGGAGGCUGACUCAGAACUGCCUGCUCAGGCCACUCCUGUUGCCAUGUAGAAGAGCUCACCUGUGCUCCUCCCUGGGGCUACCCCCGGCCCAGAGCUCCUGCCCAGCCCGAGACCUGGGGCUGGACCAUGGGCUCCAGAGUCAUCCACGAAGGCCCUUCCGGCCUCUCCCAGCAGCCUGGGGGAGGGUGGGGCAGGGCGGGGCUCGGGGCAAGGUGCUCCCCCGGGAGGUAGGGGCCGACCCCCUCACGGGGCACAGGACCACGCUACUGGGGUCAUGAUUCCUCGUGAGAGUGAGGGGCCCUUCCCGAUGGGACUUUAAGGCCCCGAUGUCACAGCCAGUGGCCCACCCAGGCCCAGGCAGACUCCCGCCCAGCUCCCGGCUCAGGCCCACCCCCAGGCGCCUCGUCCGUGUUGCCCGUUGCACUGAUCAUGAAGCCACUGGUGCUGCCACGCGUGUGGGACACAUGCCAUCAAGCUCCCUCCUGCCGGGCACCGUGGUAGGGGUGUUGCCCAGCCGUUUUCUCAGUCCCAGGGGCGGGUGGCCGGUUUGGAACUUGUGUUGACUGUUGAUACUUAUUUACUGUAUAAAUAUAAUUUAUCAUUUGUAUCACCA